Messenger RNA from Peronospora matthiolae, 2397 nucleotides. The record is from the annotation of a GenBank genome assembly. NCBI's taxonomy places the organism in Eukaryota, Oomycota, Peronosporomycetes, Peronosporales, Peronosporaceae.
AUGGUCGUGGACGCGGGGCUAACAAUUUCCAGUGGAUGCAUGAAGGGCUUUUGUCUACGAUUGAAAUCCGAGAGUGAAGACUACAUCUGGAAAUAUAUCACCAUGGUACAGACGCAAUUCUGUAAGAAGGUCAAGUUUGUGCGACACGACGGAGCUCGCGAGUUUGCAACCAACUCGCUUCAGCUGUUCUACGAAGACGAAGGCAUUGAACAGCAGACAACGGUGCCGUAUGCACAUCAAACAAACGGAAAAGCAGAGCGUGCAAUUAGGACUAUUGUCACGAUCGGCCGCAGCAUGCUUCAUCAUGCCAAACUGGACAAGUGUUUCUGGGCCGAAGCAGCGAUGACGGCCAUCUACAUCAAGAAUCGACUGCCGUCACCUAAAGUCGUGCACAAGGCCCCGUUUGAGAUCGUCUACAACUUGAAACCAAGCGUCAAGCACAUGCGAACAUUCGGAUGUCAGACGUUUAUACUGACUCCGAAGGAGAAGCGACUCAAUUGGGAUCCCAAGGCUUGCGCUGGCAUAUUCGUGGGCUACGAAGAAGUGUCCAAGGCAUAUCGUGUAUUUGACAUCGAGGAGGGGCAGGUUGUUGUCAGUCGGGAUGUUAACUUCGACGAGUCCACCUUUGGCCUUCAACUGCCGAUCACUGAUGAAGAUGUCGAUGACCUGGACUUCGAAUUGCUGGAUCUUGAUGACGAAGAGCUGCGUCAAAUGGAGUAUCAGCAAACUGGCAAGCGCAAGAACCGACUCAAUGAUGAAGAUACAGCAGCUCCACGACCACGUGCAGUGCGUCAACGACCAGGACUAGAAGAGUCAAGCGCGCCGGAAAACAACUCGUCACGCCAAGAAGAAGACGAUGACGAAGGAAUCGGACAAAUCGACUCCGCCUGUGUUUUGCGUGCGAGUGCAAAUGCUGUUGAAGCAGCAGUGGAGUUGUCGGAACCGUCGACAUUUGAAGCAGCAGUGACCGGCCCGGAUCAAGUGCACUGGCGUAAGGCAACUCAUGCGGAGCUCGAGUCAAUGCGACUUCGCGGUGUGUUUCGUGCAGCCAAGCUGCCCAACGGACAACGCGCCAUUGGCACAAAAUGGGUGUUCAAGAUCAAGCGUAAAGCGGAUGGGUCGAUCGAGAAGUACAAGGCACGACUUGUGGCCAAGGGUUUCCGCAAAAAGUGUGGCAUCGACUACACGGAGACGUUUUCGCCUGUGGUCAAGUAUGUGACGCUGAGAAUGGUGAUCGCAAUUUCCAAGCAUUUUGGAUGGCCCAUCGACCAGCUUGAUGUGGUGACAGCUUUCCUGUAUGGCGUCAUGAAGGAACAAGUGUUCUGCGUGAUUCCUGAAGGCGUUGAACUUGAUAGUACGUUCGACUGCCUGGAAUUGGUGAAGUCAAUUUACGACCUCAAGCAAGCUUCGCGAGUGUGGAACGAGACUUUGGACGAGUUUGUGUUCCAUUGGAUUUCAAGAAGCUCACCCAAGUUGAUUGCACACACCAAGAAAGACCUGAAGACACGCUUCGAGAUGACUGAUAGCGGCAAGUGUGCAUUUGUUCUUGGAAUUGAGCUUUUGGACGGUGAAGAUGGCAGUGUGACACUAUCUCAGCACCGUUAUGUCGAUGAUAUCCUCAAGCGCUUUGGCAUGGAUGAUUGCAAGGCAGUCGCAAGUCCAGUGGACAUGAGCUCUCGACUCGUUUCAAGCGAUGCAGCUACCAAGGUCGAUGCUCCUUUUCGCGAAGCUGUUGGUGCGUUGAUGCACCUGACCACUGCAACGCGUCCGGACAUUGCGUUUGCUGUGGGCUAUGUGUCGCGGCUCAUGGAAAAUCCCCAAGAAGAACACUGGGUUGCAGUUAAGCGUAUCUUUCGCUUCCUACAAGGCACCAAGACGCAUGGAAUUUGCUACAAGCCAAGUGCAAGGAUCGACUUCCGUGGAUAUUCGGAUGCGGAUUGGGCUGGUGAUCUUACCGACCGCAAGUCAACAUCGGGGUACACGUUCAUGCUAUUGGGUGCGCCAGUGAGUUGGGGCAGCAAGAAGCAGCCAAGUGUUUCGUUGUCCACGACUGAAGCUGAAUACAUCGCACUCAGCUUGGCGAUUCAAGAGGGCAAGUGGAUUCAUCGUCUGCUUUGUGAGAUCGUGAUGGCUGCCAAUGAAGAAGGACCGGAACUCAUGAUUCAUGAAGACAAUCAGUCAUGUAUCAAGAUGACGAAGAACCCGGUCAACCACGGCCGUGCCAAGCACAUUGAUAUCAAGUACCAUCACAUCCGUGAUGAGGUCAAGCGCGGUGAAGUGAAGCUCAAGUAUUGUGAAACUGCGGUGAUGUUAGCGGACAUCAUGACGAAGGGACUUCAUGGACCACGCCACAAGGAGAUAACGACGGCUCUCGGCAUUCGUGCGAGUUCGGAUUGA